AUGGCCGACGCCAUCGAAGCAUUCCUCGCGCAGCAUCAACAAGGCGAGGAGCCUCACAUUCCACCGCGUCACUCGACAUGCUGCUGCGGCAACGACGCCUGCCCCUACUUGAAACACAACCAGGCCGCGCUGGAUGGGUUGGAGAGGGACGUUUCCACCGCCGCCCGGCUGGGUCAGGCGCUGUUGAUGCGCCAUGAGGCCUACAUCGCCGACUCGGAGAACGAGCGCAAGGACAUGGCGGCGCAGAUUGAGUCGUUGGCGGCAGAUAAACAAUCGCUCGAAAGGCGCAACGCCGAUUUUGUCGAGGAGAACCGCAGCCUAUUGAACCAGCUCGAAGCCCUCAACACUGCUGUUACCGAGUCCGACGCGCAUGUCGCCAACCUGCAAGCAACACUUACUUCGACGCAGCAAGAGAUGCAACGCUUGGCCCAGCUUGCAUCGAGGACGGAGAGCUUGGAGCGCCAACUAGCGGAGUUUGAGCAAGAGCAGGCUAUCUGGCAAUCAAAGAUGGAGGAAAAGGAACUCUCGGAGAGGUCGGCGUUGCGGAGAUGGCAGACGGCGGAGCGUACCUUGGCGCAGAUACAGGAUCAAAUUGAGCAGAUCGAGCGCGAGGCGAAGGAGGAGCGCGAGAGGCAUGCUGAAAUUGUCGGACGUAUGGAGAGGAGGCGCGUGGUAGAGCAGGAGUUGGGAUCGGCGGCCGGACGUCUGAAGAGCGCUGCUGCGCUCAAGAACGCAGACCGAGACGCUACCAACGAUGGCGUCGUGUCGCACUUUGUCAAGGAUAUCUUGCAGGACAACGCCAAUCUGCAGACCGGCAUUGUGGAGCUGCGUGAAAUGCUCAACAACUCGAAUGAGGAAGUGGAGAAUUUGCGCAAUCAAUUAUUGCUGCACCAACCUACGGAUGAGAGCGAGGACGUGCCGCUGCCUAGCGCUGAGCGAAAGGAUCUGGGGCUGGAGAUGAACAGAGCGAAAUCACAAGAACUGCACGUACACCACCACUACCACGCGCCGCCAGCCGCGCCAAAAGCACCACCUUUGCGGCGACCGAAGAAGAAGCGAUACAAGCCACACUCCAACACCCCGCCACCUAUCUCCACCAUCGCCAUCCACCAUCAACCCUUCCAACCCUCUCUCCGCCGCGCCGCCUCCCACGAAUCUCUCCUCUCAGUCUCAGGCAUGGACAUCCACACCCUCAAAUCCCGCCCCUCGCAGCUCCUCGCCCCCUACGCCAACCGCGCCCUCACCUCCCAAGCCGUCAUCAGCGACACCACAGCGCACGCCACGCGGCCCGUGCCCCUGACUCGACCUGCUGCUGCUGCGGGACUGGGGAAGAAGGUUGGUGGAUGGGUUUUUGGGAGGUGGGGGGCUACGCCUGCGCCUAGAAAGGCGGACGUGGGCGGCGCCGGGACUGCAGCCGCCGUCCCCAAAGGCAAAGCAAUGCGUGUCGUGAGUGAUGGCGCGAUCGCGGCAGGAGAGAAAUCGGCGCCGACCAUGCCGAAAAUACCAAAAGUGCGCUCACCUGGGAUCAACCAGUCAGGGCCUCUCCUGGGCUUUUUCGAGGAAGUCAGAACGCUGCCUGCGGCGCCGGUAUUGAAAAGUCUGGACGAGGAGGCAUUGAGGGAUGUGUUGGGUGAAUGA
Molecule: messenger RNA, 1638 nt
Organism: Neohortaea acidophila
Lineage: Eukaryota; Fungi; Ascomycota; Dothideomycetes; Mycosphaerellales; Teratosphaeriaceae
Exons: 5
Coding region: 1-1638 (545 amino acids)
Source: RefSeq, a predicted model, not a curated record